ACAUGACCAAGAAGAAGAAGUCGAAAUGGCGGCAGUGUUGAAAGUUUAGUUAUUCUAUUUAUCAUAAAUAUUCGCGCUAUAUAUUAGAACAUUUUGUCGAAAGAUCCUUAGCAUAAAAGAAAUUAAUUAUUAUAAAGCUUUGUUACGAUUUGCAAGAAGUCAAACUUUAGUAAAGGAGUUCGCAACGUAGAUGUGAACAUUGUGAAAGAUACGAUGAUGAGCAAACGAAUGGUGGUGAACGAUUCCGCGCCCACCCCAACAAGGCAAGAACAACAGCAGCGCGCGGUUGGUUCUCUUGUGGCACUUACCCAAAAAUUCGUCCAAUUGAUGAAAUGGAAUAAUGGACGGAUAGAUCUCAGAGAGGCAACUGAACUGUUGGAUGUCCAGAAGCGCAGAAUUUAUGACAUAACAAAUGUUUUAGAAGGAGUUGGAUUGAUUGAGAAGACAAGACACUGUAGCACAGUACGAUGGCGUGGCGCACUGAAUGGUAGUACGGGGCACCAAAGUUUAAGAGCAGCGCAUGCGCGAGCCAAGCAUUUAAAAGCGCUUGAAGCCGAUGUAGAUCUCCAAUUAGAAUAUGCUCGGCGUAAUUUAAAAUACAUAAAACAAGAUGAAGUAAACAAAUCUUACGCAUAUGUAACUCGUGAUGACUUGCUUUCGAUUUAUGGAGAAAAUGUUGUACUGGUAAUACCUAAUCAUGACGAUGAGGUGAAAAUAGAACCUUCACAUAACUCCUUAUACGUGUCGCUGGAUAAUGGAGGAAAAGUAGAUGUGCGGCUGGUUACGCAACAAGGUACUUGCACAGCACCUAAAUUAGAAACUACUCCGCUAGUUACCCGCUUAGAAACACCAUCACCAUCUUCAUCUAAUUGUUCAGAAUCAAGUACUUCAAAUAAAGCAACUCUAGUCACUGAUGAGCAUACGUACUUCUGUAAUCUCGAACAUAAGAAAGAACAAGAUGAAUUAGAAAAUCAACUUGCUGCUCGAAUAAUUUUUAAAAACUCUUCAGCACAACACUCACUGCGUAGAUUUUUCCCAGAUGAUCCCAAUUUAGAAAAUGCUCCACUAAUUCAAUUAAAUCCUCCCCAUGAAGAUUACAAUUUUGUAUUAACAAAAGACGAGGGUGUAUGUGAACUCUUCGAUAUACAGUGCAAUACAUAUUGAGAUUACGCCUUAAAUUCCUUCUAAAAACUUUUGAUCUUUAACUAGUUCUUGUAUGAUAAAUUUGUAGACAUAUGAAAGCCCACAUCUGUUGCGAAACAGUUUAUCGAGGGUUAUAUAGUAUAAUUUAUGUAAAAUAAAGGUCGGCACUUUAAACUGCAAUGGACGAGAUGUAAAAGCAAAUAAUAAAUUUACAAUUUUAGUUAAUAUCAAUGUAAUUAAUACCCUAGCGAAAAUUAUAUUGUAUACAAAUAUUUAAGAAAAUUAAAGACUUUCACAAAAUUA
Molecule: messenger RNA, 1446 nt
Organism: Bactrocera latifrons
Lineage: Eukaryota; Metazoa; Arthropoda; Insecta; Diptera; Tephritidae
Gene: E2f2
Product: transcription factor E2F2
Exons: 5
Coding region: 214-1164 (316 amino acids)
Biological process (GO): regulation of transcription by RNA polymerase II
Cellular component (GO): RNA polymerase II transcription regulator complex
Molecular function (GO): RNA polymerase II cis-regulatory region sequence-specific DNA binding; DNA-binding transcription factor activity, RNA polymerase II-specific
Source: RefSeq, a predicted model, not a curated record